UCGCUUUUCCAUACUCCAGCCUCUUGUGGUCAAAGACCAGGCCAAUCUCGCAUUGUUGGCGGAACAACUGCAGUCCAUGGUUCUUGGCCGUGGCAGUUGUCUCUUCGAUACUCAGGUGGACACAUUUGUGGCGCUUCUUUGAUCAGCGAAGAGUAUGCAAUAACUGCUGCUCAUUGUGUGAAUCAUGACUCUCGACCAAGUUCCUACAAAAUUGUGGCUGGUAGGUAAACUAUUCUGUAAGUUUCUAGGUCUACCUGAUUCUUUCUCACUUUUGACAACAAAUUUUAAUUUCCUUGUGUCUAAACUUUCACGCCUUCACGUCUUAAAAUGUGAUAUACUGACAGUUAAAUAUUCUUUUCUUAUCAGGUGCUCACAAAAGGUACGGGGAUGGAGUUGAAUACCAAGUUUCUCGCAUCUUCAAACAUGAGCGAUUCUCCAUGUCCCACCUACAAAAUGACAUUACAGUCCUCAAGCUGAGCUCUAAGGUGAAACUUGGUCCCACUGUUGGUAAGGUGUGUAUGCCUGCUCAAGGAUCACGUGCUAAAAUCGGUGCUCAUUGCUGGACAUCCGGUAAGUCGAGGUCAACCUCUUAGUUUAAUUCGGAUAAUAGCUCAAUUUCUCAGUUGUUGUUAUAACCUAAAGUUCCCUCUUUCCAUCCUCACUCUAUCGGUCCAUCCCUCCGUUCCUGUUAACUUUUUGGCCAUUCUUCUGUCUAGCACAUAAGGCUCUCGGAUGAUCAGUUCCUACGUUAGUCGCUUUUCGAGUUUAAUGGCUAGCAACCAGUUUUGAUUAUUGAAGGAAACGAUACGAAAACUUUUUACUGGGAAAUCAUUUUGCCAUUAUUUUGGUCUCUUUACCCAGGAUGGGGCCGAAUAAGUGGUCAAUCUAACCAAGCAGCUUACGAACUACAACAGACCUCCUUACCCGUUGUCGAUCACGACACGUGCUACAGGAAAAACGGUUACUACGUUCAUGAGACCUCCAUGGUAUGUGCAGGUGCCUCUGGAAGCAGUGUGUGUAAUGGGGACAGCGGUGGGCCUCUAGUAUGCGAGGAAAAUGGAAAAUGGGUACUGCGUGGUGUUACUUCGUGGGUUACCAGCAAGGCUUGUCCCACGAUGACGUACUCCGUGUACGCACGAGUUGGAUCUUACGUGGACUGGGUAAAAGGCAAAAUGGGUAAGAAA
Molecule: messenger RNA, 1184 nt
Organism: Pocillopora meandrina
Lineage: Eukaryota; Metazoa; Cnidaria; Anthozoa; Scleractinia; Pocilloporidae
Source: the annotation of a GenBank genome assembly